Molecule: messenger RNA, 2392 nt
Organism: Exophiala oligosperma
Lineage: Eukaryota; Fungi; Ascomycota; Eurotiomycetes; Chaetothyriales; Herpotrichiellaceae
Exons: 3
Coding region: 719-1855 (378 amino acids)
Biological process (GO): transcription by RNA polymerase II; transcription initiation at RNA polymerase II promoter
Cellular component (GO): transcription factor TFIIA complex
Source: RefSeq, a predicted model, not a curated record
UCCCUUCCACCACCAUCCAACUAGGUCAACGGAUUGGGCUUCAUAACAUUUCUGCUGGCUCGUGGUCGCUUCUCAUUGAGAUCUACGUCGCUCACCUUCAGUUAAGCCCACGUCUGCGGCAUUCACAAUUAUAUCUAUCGUGUCUUAACUCUACCUCACCUGACUUGUUGCCUGCCCUCGGCUGUUCUCUCCCCACGCCAGCACCUUCACGAUCAACAUCUUGCUUUCACAACGACGCAUCCCAUACUUGACACUGUUGACGGGAAGUAACGAAUCAUUCCAGAAAACAUUGCAAAGGGAGAUUUCAAGAGCGACAGUGAUAGGCGCGCAUCAUGUCGAAAGCCUCGGUGGGCGACGUCUAUGCCAAAGUCAUCAGCGAUGUGUGCGAUCAGUCACGACAGGAUUUUGAAGAAGGUGGUGUUGAGUUGGCCACGUUGGAGUUGUUGAAAGCGGUAGGUCAUACUCUCCUCAUCAGCCAAACCAUGAUCUGGGGGGUAUGCAUCACAAGAACCAUCUCUUCAUCAGAUCAGAGCACAGUUUCCACUGCCAGAUCUCAAUGGAUGAGAAAAACAUUCGUCAAAAAGCAAACAUCGACGGUGGCAGGCAGGCAGUGAUCGUGGAUUGCGUGUGAGGGCGAGGGCGGCGAGACGAGCGAGAGAAUGCGCGGCAGGGGAAGCGGGGGAAGCGAGUGUCUUUGAAGGCCGCAGCCCUUUGACUCAUGCUCUUAAAUACGCCACGACGCCUGCCCAGCCUCAUCCUACCCACUCAGCUAACCUGUUUGGGAAGCCCCCCUCAAAUACACUGCCUCCUCGUUGCAAUUGUAGUGAGACUUUGGGAACUUCUACUGACACUACCCGACAUACAGGAAUGGCAAAAGAAACUAUCAGGCCUUAAGGUCGCUCAACUACCUUGGGACCCCCCUCCAGCACCUCCAAAAGAGCAAACUCUGCCCAGCAAUGCCAAACCAAUCCCUGCAACCCUACCGAGCAAUGGCAACCUGACCAGCACCCCUCCAGCCCAAUCCUCUAUUCCGCCACAGCCAGUCAUCAAAACUGAGAGCAAUGGAGCCUCUCAAUCAUAUUCUCCGCAGCCUCCACACCUUCCUCCCCUGCAGCAGUAUCAAGCCCCAUCGUUCCAGCAAGGUCAACCCAUGACAGCACGCGAUCGAGCAGCGAUGAAUCUACACCAGACAUAUGGUCCCCGAGCCGGUCCCCAGAUUGCACAACUCCAGUCCAACCAGUCCCGUGUACCUGGGCAGCCUCAAGCAACUUCGCCAACCAACUAUAUCAAGCAGGAAGAUACCCAAUCAUUCCCAGGUGUUCAAGACUACUCUCAAAUUAAUCAACCCCUAAGAUCAAGUCAAAACGAUGGCGCGUCUGACGCUCGAGAUGAAUGGGACGCAGAGUAUCUCUCACGCAAAAACCUCUAUGCCACACAUGGUGCCGAAGCAGAUCGACUGAUGCGCGACCAGUUCAUUAUGUCUCAACAGUCGCUUGAAGCUGGUGGCCUUCUUACCCCACUGGAAGCCCGACCUGCUCCAAGAAGUAAUGCCAUACGUCAAGUCAAUGCGUCAGCGUCAGGACCAUCAAGCAUCACCCGUGCCCAGGGUGACGCUGCAGGUGACGAAGACGAUGAUAUCGAUGACGAGGAUGCUAUCAAUUCCGAUCUUGAUGAUCCAGAUGAUCUCGCCGCCGCUGACGAGAACGGCGAGGAGACUGAUCAAGUCAUGCUAUGUACAUAUGACAAGGUCCAGCGCGUGAAGAACAAGUGGAAGACAACUCUGAAGGACGGAAUCUUACGGGUUGAAGGUAACGAAUAUGUUUUUCACAAAGGCCAAGGAGAGUUUGAAUGGUAGGCGGUUGAUAUUGGGUACCGAGUCGCGAUUGUCACUCUCGAGACUCGAUACAAUUUCAGAAGCUACCGAACAACCUGCGAAACGAGACAUGAACAUGUACACAUGUCUCAACUGGGCAAUCCCUGGACAAGCUGUGAGCACCACAUGGCAUAGCGAGGUAGUAUCAACCUAUCUCUAGCCCACCAGGAUAGCUCUGAGUAUGCACUCCUCCAAUCGUCCGGGGACUGGACUGUACUAUGAGAGAAUUGAUUUGGUGAAUAUCUAAACAGACAAUAAAGGCGCACAAGUCGCUGACGGUUGCGGGGGCGGCAGAAAAGCUCAUUAUUGACGUUAGUAAUGGUGGUAUGAGACUGAUAUCCUUGAUCUUCUGCUUUAUGCACUUAUGGUUCAAGUCAAGUCGAAGCGAGUCGGGCUUUGGCCAAUAUUGACAGAUAUGCUUCCGCAAUACCAGAUUUUAUGAUUCAGUUCUGGAAAUCUAAUGCAGCUUGAUGUUGUAUACCCACACUCAUACUAGAAUAUGCAUGUAUAAGAUUGUUG